Coffea eugenioides is the source of this 2072-nucleotide messenger RNA. RefSeq lists its product as uncharacterized. Lineage: Eukaryota; Viridiplantae; Streptophyta; Magnoliopsida; Gentianales; Rubiaceae. Gene Ontology annotation, cellular component: chloroplast. The transcript is spliced from 6 exons. The record is from RefSeq and is a predicted model, not a curated record. Gene Ontology annotation, biological process: translational termination. The coding region runs from base 185 to 1222 and encodes 345 amino acids. Gene Ontology annotation, molecular function: translation release factor activity.
CCUCCGCGGGCGGGUGCCCCAAUUGCCAUCCCUACCCUCGAGCGACUCUGCCUUUCAUUCUCCUCUGCCCUCCUGAGUCUCCUCUCCUCUCCUCUCCAAAUUUCACCACCACCCACUGCCGUGCAUAUGAUAUCGAUGAGUCAGUACGGGUUGAGUCUGUAGACUCAGCCUAAGUCUUUGAACCAUGGUUAUAGCAGAAUUCUUCCCCUUUCUGAAACUCCAAAGGCUUGUUACUCACUUCUUUACUUCCUGUUCUUCUUUCUCUUCUUUGAAUUACUGCUAUCGUCCUGCUCUAUCUUCUCGUGGUUACUUCUACCAUGCCAGCACCACUGCUGUUAAAUAUCCAAAAUCAAAAUCAAAUGUGUGGGCAAUUGAAAUUCAACAAAGAAAUACGAGGGCCAAGAAUUUCUGCACGAGUACUACAAGUACUAGUGAUAGGAAUUUCGCCAAUGGUUAUGUUAACAACAAGGCAGCAGCUAGUGGCAAUAGAAAUGUGAACGGGGACAUUGAUGAUGAUGGUGGUGGUCUUCCCAUUGCUGUUUCGGGCCGCGGUUAUUUGACAAUGUCGGAUGAGCAGUUGCUGAGGGGAUGCGAGAUGGAUACCUUUAAAGCUUCUGGUCCAGGGGGACAGCACCGUAACAAGCGCGAGUCUGCUGUGCGCCUCAAGCACCUCCCUACUGGAAUCGUUGCCCAGGCUGUGGAGGACAGGUCGCAGCAUAGGAACCGUGCGUUAGCUCUAUCUCGCUUACGUACACUCUUAGCUCUCAAAGUUAGGAAUCCUGUGGUGCUUGAUACCUACACGCCUCCUCAAGAGCUUCUUCAAAUACUUCCUGCCAGAUCAACCAUCAAGGGAUCAGACUGCGGGCCACAAAUUGGACCAAAUAACCCCAAAUUUGUUCUGGGAUUGCAAGCUUUACUUGAUCUAAUAUUUGCAGUUAAUGGAUCUGUCUCGGAUGCUGCACGCUUGUUGGGCUUAAGCACAGGUGCUCUAUCUCGGUUGAUCUUAUCGGAUGAUUCACUGAGAAUGGUUGUGAAUGAGUUUAGAGCAUCCAAGUCUGAGCUGAACUCGCAAAUACUCAUGGAGAAACUGAAUUCGAGGUACAACUAUGCAGGGGAUGAAGCCUCUGAAGUAGGAUUCCUGUCUGACAACAGGUGGAUGCUGCAGGUGAGAUCCAGUGUUUUGGUUGGAUGGUUAGUCACAAAGUUAACAGAAGCAACAUAAGAAGAAAUAGGAUUUAUCAACUUAACGUGGCAGCAGCUUUAAUGAAUUUGGAUACAUCUGCAUAAGUUUUUCGAGGUAACAUAAGAAGUUCUGGCACAUCAGACUUUCUUCUGCGAAAAACAAAGAAAUCAAAAACCGAUAAAAGCAUAUGGUAAAUUUAUUGAGGAGACACAUUUCAUGGGAUUUAUCAGAGCUUGAACAGCAGGUAGGCAAGUUUGAAUCAAUUUGUAGAGAUUUUCUUCCUUGUUGCAAUAUACUGGUAUGACUUGUGACAUUUUUAUAGAUCAUGGUGCUUUUUAUUUAUUUCUUUAACUUUUUUAAAAUUUCUGCGCCUGCCAAAAUUUUGGCUUUUGGGUCACUUUGCAACCCAAACUUUGAUUGUGGACAUCUGCACCCUAAGCACUUUAGUUGGUCAAGUUGUUGAUAAGUUUCACCAAAAUAACAUGUUAUUCCCAUAGUUGAUUAAUUCUUCAAUACGAGGAUGGUUUUUAAGAGUUUAAGGUGCAAAACAUCUCAGACUUAAAAUUUAGGGUGCAAAGUGAGAAUCAGUGUAAUGUUUUAGGAUGCAAAGCAAGAUUUACCCAAAAAGGGUGGCUGCUCUCUCUUAAUUCCAUCAUGCCUAUGAACUCAACGGUAUUAAAAUCCAACAGUUAGCAGGAUACAUGGUAGUUCUGUAAAUAUAAGCUGUAUGUACUUGGAUAAUUGGUGGUGGACCUCAAACUCAAAGGCAGAAACACAGAAUUUUCUUGGCUUUCAGGGCUUUUUCUUUUUCACUUUGUUGUGUAGUCAAAAUAAUGAAACAUCCACGAAUUGUAUAGUAUUGCAAUUUUAUCCACUUAAGAAAAGCUAA